Messenger RNA from Budorcas taxicolor (takin), 981 nucleotides. RefSeq names its product CCAAT enhancer binding protein epsilon (gene CEBPE). The transcript has 2 exons. Gene Ontology annotation, molecular function: DNA-binding transcription factor activity, RNA polymerase II-specific; RNA polymerase II cis-regulatory region sequence-specific DNA binding. Bases 1 to 846 code for a protein of 281 amino acids. Gene Ontology annotation, biological process: myeloid cell differentiation; regulation of transcription by RNA polymerase II; DNA-templated transcription. The record is from RefSeq and is a predicted model, not a curated record. NCBI's taxonomy places the organism in Eukaryota, Metazoa, Chordata, Mammalia, Artiodactyla, Bovidae.
AUGUCCCACGGGACCUACUACGAGUGCGAGCCCCGCGCUGGCCAGCAGCCACUGGAGUUCUCAGGGGCCCGCGCGGGGCCUGGGGAGCUGGGGGACAUGUGUGAGCAUGAGGCCUCCAUCGACCUGUCUGCCUACAUCGAGUCUGGGGAAGAACAGCUCCUCUCCGACCUCUUCGCCGUGAAGCCGGCCCCUGAGGCCCGAGGCCUUAAGGGCCCGGGGACCCCUGCCUUCCCCCACUACCUGCCGGCUGACCCACGGCCCUUCACCUAUACCCCACAUACCUUCGGCCCCGACAGGAAGGCCUUGGGGCCUGGCAUCUACAGCAGCCCAGGGAGCUACGACCCCAGGGCCGUGGCCGUGAAGGAGGAGCCUAGGGGGCCUGAGGGCAGCCGGGGGGCCAGCCGCAGCGGCUACAACCCUCUGCAGUACCAAGUGGCACACUGUGGACAGACAGCCAUGCACCUGCCCCCAGGCCUGGCGUCACCCAGCCAGCCAUUGCGCGUCCUCAAGGCCCCUUUGGCCGCUGCCGCGGCCCCCUGCAGCCCGCUCCUCAAGGCGCCCUCCCCAGCGGGCCCCUCACACAAGGGCAAGAAGGCGGUGAACAAAGACAGCCUGGAGUACCGGCUGCGGCGGGAGCGGAACAACAUCGCGGUGCGCAAGAGCCGGGACAAGGCCAAGCGGCGCAUCCUGGAGACACAGCAGAAGGUGCUGGAGUACAUGGCCGAGAACGAGCGCCUGCGCAGCCGCGUGGAACAGCUGACCCAGGAGCUGGACACGCUGCGCAACCUCUUCCGCCAGAUCCCUGAGGCCGCCAACCUCAUCAAGGGCGUGGGGGGCUGCAGCUGAGCCCACCUGGCAGACUGAGGGCCCCAGCUCCCGAGCUCAGCCUGACCUUUCGGACACCCGGCCUCGUUGGGGCCCAGAGCCCCUCUCAGGCCCAGCCAGAGAGAGACCAUGGGCAAGUGGCAGCAGGGGGCAAGG